GAGUUUAGGGAAACCGGAGCCUACCCUUCACAGGAAUCUGAUUGAUACCAUGCCAAACCCAAGUUAGUCUGAGUAACUGCUCAUUACUGACACACUCAGCUACCUAUGUGACUAUGUCUCUCUUCUUUUUUAUUUAUUCAUUUACCAUUUACCAUCUCUCUCUAAUUCUAACUCAAUAAUAAAUGGGGAAACUUUGAAUUGAAAACGUGGAGUGGAGGCCACUAAGAAAAGGUGGCGCAGAAGAGAAGAACAACAACAACAAGUUGUAUUAUGGGUCAGGGGUUGAGUUGCAGAGGUAGUAAUGAACAUGGACUCUUUCGUGCUGUUCAACAUGGGGACCUUCAAACUGUUGCUACUCUUUUACAGACACACCCUUCUCUUUUGCAUCGCACUACUGUUUAUGACCAUCAUUCCCCUCUUCAUAUUGCUGCUGCCAAUGGUCAGAUCCAGGUUUUAUCUAGGCUUUUGGAUAGAUCUGCAAAUCCUGAUGUGUUGAAUCGCCAAAAGCAGACCCCACUUAUGUUGGCAGCAAUGCAUGGAAAGAUUGAUUGUGUGGAAAAGCUUCUUGAAGCUGGUGCUAAUGUUUUAAUGUUUGAUGUGUGUCAUGGAAGAACUUGCUUGCACUAUGCUGCUUACUAUGGUCAUUCUUCUUGCCUAAAGGCAAUACUUUCUGCUGCUCAAUCUAGUCCUGUGGCUGCUUCUUGGGGUUUUGCACGGUAUGUGAAUAUUCGAGAUGGUAGAGGUGCUACACCAUUGCAUUUGGCAGCUCGUCAAAAGCGGUCUGAUUGUGUGCACACUCUGUUGUGUAGUGGAGCUCUUGUUUGUGCUUCUACUAGUAGAUAUGGAUGUCCUGGGAGCACUCCUCUUCAUUUAGCAGCCAAAGGAGGAUCUCUGGAUUGCAUCCGCGAACUAUUGGCAUGGGGCGCAGAUCGUCUUCAACGUGAUGCAUCUGGGCGGAUACCGUAUGUGGUUGCUCUGAAGCACAGACACGGAGCAUGUGCAGCAUUGCUAAAUCUUGCAUCGGCGCAGCCUCUUGUCUGGCCAUCAUCAUUGAAGAUAAUCAGCGAUCUUAAUCCAGAGGCUAAAGCUUUAUUAGAGCAGGCGUUGAUGGACGCGAACAAGGAAAGGGAGAAAAAUAUAUUGAAAGGCAGUUCUUACUCUCUUCCAUCUCCAUCGCACUCUGAUGGGAUGGAUGACAAUAUUUCUGAGGUCAGCGAGACAGAACUAUGCUGCAUCUGCUUUGAGCAGGUAUGUACAAUUGAAGUCCAGGACUGUGGCCAUCAAAUGUGUGCACAAUGCACACUAACACUCUGUUGCCACAACAAACCCAACACUUCUACUUCUCAUCCUACCCCACCGGUUUGUCCAUUCUGUCGAAGCACCAUAGCUAGACUCGUGGUUAUCAAGAUCGAAACUCACGAAGACAUUGACCAAGACAGCGCUAAUACCAGUUGUUUCAAGCCAAGCAAGUCAAGGAAAUUUCGGAACUUGAACGAGGGAAGCAGCAGCAGUUUCAAGGGAUUAUCCAAUGUAAAUUCGUUCGGAAAAAUGAGCGGUCUUAGUUCUGGUAUGAUCGCAAGUGAAAACGAAUGGAUUGAUGAUAAGCCACAAUGAUAAUUACAUAUGAAGGUACUAUGCUUGGUUGGCAAGGCAAAAUGAAAGUAUAAAAAGGAAGAGUUUAUUAUUGUGUAAUAUCGAGAACUAAGCAAAGUGGUCCUUGGGGAAAGAGGUAUAUGAAUCAUGAUGACAUGUUGUAAAUUGUAAUGUCAAUGAUGGUAUAUACUGAAUCCAUUAUUAAAAUGAGAAUUUCUUUUUUCUCAUUAUUAGUUGAGGUCUAAAAAGACCAUAAGAAAAAUGUAUUAUUGUUGUGUAUUAUUUGCUUCCGAAUUGUUUCAUUGUAACAAAAAUGAGCAGCAAUAAAAUACGAAAGAAAAAGACAUGGCCUAUUGUUGGUUGUCAUGUGAUAAUGUCUA
This is a messenger RNA of Cicer arietinum (chickpea), 1973 nucleotides long. Its product is annotated as putative E3 ubiquitin-protein ligase XBAT31. The record is from RefSeq and is a predicted model, not a curated record. NCBI's taxonomy places the organism in Eukaryota, Viridiplantae, Streptophyta, Magnoliopsida, Fabales, Fabaceae. Gene Ontology annotation, molecular function: protein binding.